AUGACGGCCCGUCAGUCCACCCAGGCGGAAGAAAUAGCCAGAGUCAAUGUUAGAGGGAGAUGUCGGAUCGCCGAAUGCGGUGAAGUCAGUAAAACCUCCAUAUUUGUACCUCAGUGGCUUCCGAAUGCCAUCCCUCAGAGCGAGUCCGGGUUCGCUAGUUGCGAGCGCUUCGCACCGACCGGCGUCAACGGGUCGACAGACUUUUGUCCUUCGAAUCUAUUCUUCGACGAUGUCGUUGAAUGUGAAGCCUUUGUUUAUGCCAGAGACAAUUCUGUUGUUUACGACUUUGACCUCGGCUGCGACGAAUGGAUGCGAGCUCUGGCUGGAACACUGAACAGCAUCGGAACUCUCCUAGUCCUACCUGUUACUGGAUAUAUCUCUGAUAGAUUCGGACGUAGAAUAGCUUUAAUCAUUAGCAUCUUUAACUUAUCUCUCUUUGGACUGAUAAGAGCAUUCUCCAUCAAUUAUCCCAUGUAUUUGGCAUUUCAAUUAAUCCAGACAAGUUUAGGUGCCGGCACAUUCAGUUCAGCUUAUAUUUUUGCUGCAGAAUUCGUAGGACCAAAAUACAGAGUAUUAACCAGUGCUACCUGCACCGCUAUGUACUCGGUGGGACAGGUAACCUUGGGCAGUAUAGCCUGGCUGGUCCAGCCUUGGCGUACUCUCAUAAUGGUACUCCACAUCCCAUGCUUCUUCACGGUAUCUUACUACUGGAUAUUGUCUGAGAGUGUGAGAUGGUUGUUAUCCAAGCAGAGGUUCGAUGAUGCUAAAAUAGUCCUGGAAAGAGUAGCGAAGACAAAUAAGAAGGUUAUUAGUGAAAGCUCAAUGAACGGCUUAUUGACUCCACCAGCUCCACCUGAAGACGAAAAAGAAAAGAAAGAAGGACUGUUCAAGACAGUGUUUAAGUCCAGGAUCCUUCUCCGCCGUGUGUGUACCACUCCGAUCUGGUGGAUCACCACGACCUUCGUGUACUACGGCCUCUCCAUCAACUCUGCCAGUUUAUCAGAUACCUUAUACUUGAACUACAUUAUGACCUGUGCGGUGGAAAUCCCGGGGUUCUAUACAGCAGUCUUGAUCCUGGACAGAGUCGGCAGGAAGCCUACUUUGUCUGGAGGAUUUUUCUUUAGCGCUGUUUGUAAUAUCGCAUUUGUGUUUAUUCCCACUAAUCUCACGAUUCUUCGCUUGAUAGUAUUCCUUCUGGGCAAGUUCGGCAUCUCCGUGGUGUUCACAUCCCUGUACCUGUACACGUCCGAGCUGUACCCCACGCAGUACAGACACAGCCUGCUCGCAUUCUCGUCCAUGAUCGGGCGCAUCGGAUCCAUCACUGCUCCACUCACUCCUGUGCUCAUGGUUUUCUGGCCUGGUAUUCCAUCACUGUUGUUCGCUGCGAUGGGUAUCCUGUCAGGGUUGCUGGUGCUGACACAACCGGAGACGCUGGGAACCAAGAUGCCCAAUACCUUGGCUGAAGCAGAAGCGCUGGGUACAACAAAAUGUAAACUAGGAAAUAUUUGA
This is a messenger RNA of Bombyx mandarina (wild silkworm), 1509 nucleotides long. RefSeq names its product solute carrier family 22 member 6. The record is from RefSeq and is a predicted model, not a curated record. Lineage: Eukaryota; Metazoa; Arthropoda; Insecta; Lepidoptera; Bombycidae. Gene Ontology annotation, molecular function: transmembrane transporter activity. Gene Ontology annotation, cellular component: membrane. Gene Ontology annotation, biological process: transmembrane transport.